Priceomyces carsonii is the source of this 519-nucleotide messenger RNA. RefSeq names its product DNA damage-responsive protein 48 (gene DDR48). The transcript has a single exon. Lineage: Eukaryota; Fungi; Ascomycota; Pichiomycetes; Serinales; Debaryomycetaceae. The record is from RefSeq and is a predicted model, not a curated record. The coding region runs from base 1 to 519 and encodes 172 amino acids.
AUGGUAUUUGGAUUUGGUAAAGACGACGACGAUAAGAAACACGGUUCUUCUAACCGUGGAGGUGACUCUUAUGGAGACACUAACGAUAGCUACAGCGGUGGUGGAGACACUUAUGGCUCUUCAGGACGUGGCGGUAAGGACUCGUAUGGAUCCUCUGGCAGCGGAGGAAAAGACUCAUAUGGCUCUUCUGGCCGUGGAGGUAGCGACUCAUAUGGAUCUUCUGGUGGCAAAGAUUCCUACGGCUCCUCAGGACGUAGUGGUAAUGAUUCUUAUGGAUCCUCUGGCCGUGGAGGUAAUGAUUCUUAUGGAUCCUCUGGCCGUGGAGGUAAUGAUUCUUAUGGAUCCUCUGGAAGCGGAGGAAAAGACUCAUAUGGCUCUUCUGGCCGUGGAGGUAGCGACUCAUAUGGAUCUUCUGGUGGCAAAGAUUCCUAUGGAUCGUCUGGUCGUGGUGGUAAUGAUUCCCAUGGCUCAUCUGGACGUGGUGGCAAUGAUUCCUACAGCUCUUCUGACAGAUAUUAA